Molecule: messenger RNA, 3421 nt
Organism: Anarrhichthys ocellatus (wolf-eel)
Lineage: Eukaryota; Metazoa; Chordata; Actinopteri; Perciformes; Anarhichadidae
Gene: nampt2
Product: nicotinamide phosphoribosyltransferase 2
Exons: 10
Coding region: 943-2448 (501 amino acids)
Biological process (GO): NAD+ biosynthetic process
Molecular function (GO): nicotinamide phosphoribosyltransferase activity
Source: RefSeq, a predicted model, not a curated record
UUGUUUAUUUUAAUUUGCCCACAGUCCUGUUUUGCUCAGUACUGUACAGAAUCUGUCAGGGUGAAGUGUAUUUACAGGGAAUUCUGAAUAUUUGUUUUCCAGUCUUUAAACGGUUUUCAACGUUGCAGCAAGCACUUGGGAACCGAAGGAUCACUAAUUCUAAUCCCAGCACAGACUAGGUAAAGAGUGUGGUAGCUGGAGAGAUGCCGGUUUGCCUCCCGUGCACUGCUGAGGUGCCUCUGAGCAAGGCACUGGAGCCCCAAACUGCUCCCACUGUAUGGUAGCUGCCCACUGCUGUGACAAAAAAAGUUGGGCACAACUUUAGUUUUUUUCAUUAAAAAAGCUGUCCAAGAACAUGACAUGUCGAAUAAUGGCUUUUAUGAGUCACCUGACAUAUUCUGAGAAUAACAGUAUGUGACUGGUUGACUAUGUUUUAAGCCUGUAAAUAAAGUACACAUUUUUUUUCUCUCCCCCCCCUCCUCACUUGUUGUUUUCGCUCGAUUAGGCUAAUCUUACUUAGAGGAUAAUCUUGGUAUAAGACACUGCCUGUUCUGGGUUUUUCAUGUUUAAUGAUUUAAGCCAUUUUGAGUUUGUUCUCUUGAAGAUAAGGAGGAAAGGAGAUGGAACUUAAAUAGGACGCAGGAUGAGGCAGAAGAAUGUGGAGUUAGUGUCUCUUGAAGCUAUUUCUUCCACUGACUAACUGGUUGUUGCUGCUGUUAUUCAAUUAGGGCACAAGGAGAGAAUUGUGCUUUAAGCCGUCAUCAUUUGUUCCCACAUCGAUCCAGGAAACAUGUUUACUGUACAUGCAAGCAUCACGUUGAGCAGCUUUUCAGCUUCAGUGUGCUAACUGGGGUGAUAUGUUGCUGUGUGGCGUGAUAAGAUUAGAACAUGAUGAAUACACAUUACCCAUACUAAGUAUGAUUAUUAGAACUACAUUGUGACAUGUUUGAAAUCUGUUUUUGGGACUUUGCUUGCGAGCUGGCUGUUGACUUGUGUCCGUGUCUUGUCUUUCAGAUCACACACUACAAACAGUAUCCUCCAAAUGUCAGCAACAUCUACUCCUACUUUGAAUGCAGACGCAAGAAAGGCUCCCAGUUCAGUGAAGUGGUGUUCUUCGGUCUUCAGUAUCUGCUGAAGAAGUACCUCAUAGGCCAAGUGGUCACAGAGGAGAAGAUUCAGGAAGCCAAGCUGUUCUACCAGAUGCACUUCAAACAGGAUGUGUUCGAUGAGGAAAGCUGGAGGAAGAUCCUCGAGAAACAUGAUGGCCGUCUUCCUAUCCGGAUCAAAGCCAUCCCCGAGGGAAGGAUUAUACCCAGAGGCAAUGUGCUCUUCACUGUGGAAAACACAGAUCCCGACUUCUACUGGCUCACCAACUACAUUGAGACCAUGCUGGUCCAGAUGUGGUAUCCUAUCACUGUAGCCACCAUAUCCAGGGAGUUUAAGAAGAUCCUGGCCAAGCACCUGAAAGCCACCUCUGGGAGCCUUGAAGGUCUGGACCUGAAACUGCAUGACUUUGGCUACAGAGGAGUCUCCUCACAGGAGUCUGCAGCAUUAGGUGGAGCAGCUCACCUGGUUAAUUUCUGCAGCACAGACACAGUAGCUGGGCUGCUGAUGGCUCAGCGAUACUAUAGCUGCCCGAUGGCUGGCUUCUCCAUCCCAGCAGCAGAGCACAGUACCAUCAUCUCCUGGGGGAGGAGCAGGGAGAAGGAGGCCUUUGAGCGAGUCCUUGAGCAGUUCUCCUCUGGGCCAGUGUCCGUGGUCAGCGACAGCUACGACAUCUUUAACGCCUGUAAGGACAUCUGGGGAGACAAGCUGAAGGAGCGAGUCAUGGAGCGCAGCCAGGACUCGUGUCUGGUCAUCCGGCCGGACUCUGGAGACCCCGCAGAGACUCUGAUUGAAGUCAUCAAGAUUUUGGAGGAGUGUUUUGGCUGUUCUCUGAACUCCAUGGGAUACAAGGUUCUGCCCUCUUACCUGCGAAUCAUUCAAGGAGACGGCAUUGACCUCAGCUCAGUGGAUGAGAUUCUUCAAAAGCUAACCGAUGAAGGCUGGAGUGCUGAGAACGUCCUCUUUGGUUGCGGCAGCGCUUUGCUGCAGAAACUCAACAGAGAUACUCUCAACUGUGCAUUCAAGUGCAGCUACGUCGAGAGUAACGGCAAGGGAAUGGACGUGUACAAGCAGCCGGUGACCGACCCGUCCAAAGGGUCGAAGAGGGGUCGAUUGUCUCUGAGGAGAAACUCUGACGGCUUCUUAGAGACCAUCGAGAGAGGGGCAGGCAAGCCUGAGGAGGAUCUGCUUGUGACUGUUUUCGAGAAUGGCAGCCUGGUGCAGGACUACACCCUGGAGGAGAUCAGGAAGAACGCUCGGCUGAGGGACGAGGAGGUGAACCCCACCCUUCACAACCAUGAACAGGAGCUGCUGCACAAUCACAUCAUCAACGGGAUUCAUUAGAGCAACCUCAAAGCUAAAUAAUACUUCAGUUUUUAACUGGGUGCACUGGAAUGAGGAAAGACACCCGUGUAUAAAUCUAAUCUCAACAUGUUGAAGGGACGGAAAUGCUGUUUUACAAGACACUAACAUAAACUAUAACAAAAUGUUCAAAUGGUUUUAUUGAUUGAAGUAAUCAUCAGGUAUGGGUUACACUUGCUAGUGCUUAUAUACAGUAUUUGAUUUAAGGUCAAUUUCCAGCCUAAAAAUGACAUUCACAUACAACAAAACUGCAUUGUCAGUUAUGUUUCCAGAAAAAUAUAACUCCUCCCGGAUUACGUCCCAUGUGAAUCCAAAAGUCCACAUUGAUUUGUUUUUAUUUAGGACCGUAACUUAAAUAACGUAAGAAAUAUAGUUAUUUUAAGCCAAACGUGAUGUUUUUACUAAACAUAACCAAGUAAUUUUGUUGCGUUUUGUUUGAAUUUACAACGUUAAUAUUUAAUUCCGGGAGGAAAUAGGUUUCCCUCGUAACCUGAUUGAGAAAAAGUUGAUUUUGUAGGAGAAAGUGUUGCAGUGUCAGCAAUAAUAUAUUACUGCAGCCCCACAUUCUGCCCUUUAGUUUGGUUAGUGUAAGAAACACAAUCCGUACAAAUGUACAGUAGCCUAUACAAAUGAAGACAUCAUAACACUGACCAGUAGUGCAAAAGGAGCAGAUUGCUCUGCACUGCAACAGCUUAGACGAAAAUGAAGCCAUACCUGUUGUUUCUGUUUCACGCUUUCUGAUGCCAUUGGCCCACAAAGCAAACUCUAUGAAUAUUCAGAUAAAUAAAUUGUGUAGAAUAUAUAAAUGAACCAACAAUUUGUGAAUUAAUUGGAUAAAUUGUUUAAACUCAUUAUUAUGAAAUGUAAUUUUGUUAUGAAUCAUUCAUACAUUGUAUUAGUUGAUUUUUGUUUAAUUACCUACAUUCUAUUUUAAAAUGACCCAUUUCAAAACUUU